Molecule: messenger RNA, 2013 nt
Organism: Penaeus chinensis
Lineage: Eukaryota; Metazoa; Arthropoda; Malacostraca; Decapoda; Penaeidae
Product: filamin A-interacting protein 1-like
Exons: 13
Coding region: 139-1734 (531 amino acids)
Source: RefSeq, a predicted model, not a curated record
AGCUUGGCGUGCGUUCCGAAGGUGACUCAGAUAAGGCGACGCACCUGGCACUCACCUGUCACUCAGUCGGGCAUUUAAAUAACUGACACUGGACAUUUAACGGAAUCGUAAAGCACUGUACUAUUUACAACAGACAAUAUGGAUGGGGAUGACAGUAUUACAGAGGAUGAAUGGACAUCUAUGAAGAGGCGAUUCAGCCUUGAAGGGUUGGAAUGGGAAACGCAAGAUCAAAACAUGAAAACUCUUCAAGUGUGGCGCUUGCUAGUAGAUGCAGAGGCCAAUCUAAAAGCAGUACGACACAUAAAUGAUAAGCUGAGGAGACAGCAUGAUCAAGAAAAGGAGGAACUUGAGGAGUACACUGAACACCUCCGACAAAAAUGUGAAGAAAGAGUAAAGGAAAUGGAUGAUGAAGUGAAGACUCUCAAGGAGGAUCUGGAGGCCCUCCUUGCUGGAACGCAGGCAGUGGGAACAAUGCUUUUGAGUGAGGGGCUAGAGGAUGUGGCUCAGAGCACCCUGGGAGAGCAAAUAGCCUACCUACUUGUAGAAAGGGCAAAACUGAAUGAAGAACUCACUGCUGCUAGAACGAAGCCUGCAUCAGACAGGGAGAAGGAAUUGACUACGCAGCUUAUUAAGGUUAGCACAGACUAUGAGCUGCUUAAACGAACACAGCAGGAGUCUGAGGAAAAGCUGGCAGAGAUGACUGACAGGGUGUCAUUGCUGGAGAAAGCCUCACGGCAAUUAGAACUAAACAAUGAGAGUUUAGCCUACAAGCUAACCGAGGCCUUAGCCGAAAUAGAGGAAAAUGAGAACCAGCUGCGCCUGUAUAGUAAGAACUCCAAUUUCAAACGUGGCGAGUCUCCGAGGGUGAGCUUGCGCAGCCAAGAGGAUUAUGGACCACCAAGCCUAAGAAGUCUACCUAUCUCGGAGAACUCUUUUAUCCGCCGAGACUCACAGAGAAGGAGUGGCCGCAAAGGAGAAUCACCCAGAAGUAGUAACAGGCAGAGAAAACAUGAAUCAGCGAGAGGCGAGAGAAGCAAGUCAGCAGGACGAAGCCUCUCUAGACAGCGGCGAGUCAGCAGGACAGGGAGUCUGAGGCUUGACGAAGGGGAAGCCGGAGAACGCAGGCUUUCUGAUGCUGUGGAGGCAGGUCUGCUUUCCGGAGAGAGGAGCUUUGAUAUAAAUGAUGAGCGCAGGAAUAGUGUUAUGAGCUCCAGUGCCUCCUCUCCCAGGAAACUCCAUUCGCUGCUUGAUACCCAAAUACAGACUGCAAAAAGCCAGAUUAAUAUGUUAGAUGAAGUGAAGCAGCUUCAGGCUGAACUGGAGACCUUGAAGAAGGACUUACUAGGUGCUGGUGACAAGUAUGAAUUUAUAGUGAGGAAGUAUGAAUUGUACAAGAUAAAAAGCAAGAGCAAAGUUUAUUCUAUAAAAUCAACAUACCAAACUGAAAUGGAAAGCCUACAGAGACAAAACAACAGCCUGGAAGCCCAGGUUGCCCUCCAAAGAGAUCAGCUCCGGUCAGAUGAUGCCCUCAGGAAGGAGCUGGAGAGUGACUUGGCCAGUGUUCGUACCGAGCGUCAGGAAAUGGCAGUGAGGGUGCGAGAGAUUGAGAGGGAGUUGCAGAGGCGAGAUCAAGAGAUUGGACUUCUUCAGGAGAAAGUGAAGCUGUUGCAAGAGAGGAAUCAGCAGCUUAAUGAAAAACUGCAGGAAAUGAGUUUAGCAGCCAUUGUUGGAUGAUAGUGUGAUUUAUUAGGUGAAUGCUGAUAAUUCUUUGACAUUGCUUGAUAGAUUUAUAUUGCAUGUAUUGCUGAUUCAGAUAUGUGUAUUUAUAAAACUAUGCCAAUGAUUCAAAUUGUUACUAAGAGAUACCAUGAUCUGUGAUUCAUAUCCGUCCAUAUCCCUUUUUCUUUUUCCCUUUCCCUUUCCCUUUCCCGAUUCCAUUCCCUUCCCCUUUCCCUUUCCCUUCCCCUUCCCCUUCCCCUUCCCCUUCCCCUUCCCCUUCCCCUUCCCCUUCCC